CCAAAAUUCCAGUUCCUCUUUCCUGUUCAAUCCCUUUUUUUUUUCCGUCUCUCCGGCUUUGGGAGCCGCUCCCAGCCUGGCUGCGGCGUUGUUUGGCUCCGGAUUCUGUCUGUAAAUAAACCCUCGAGUCCUGAAGGCUUUUUUUAGCAGAGAAACACCCAGCGUGUGGUUCCAGGCCUCACAAAAAAAGGGAUUUUUCCACAUUUUCCAGCCCGGGUUCCACCCUGGGCUCCGUUUCCCCGCGCCAGGUGCCGCGGGGUUUUUAUUCCAGCCGAGUCACGGAUCGUGUUUGUGCCCAAAAUAGCCGGGAGCCGGGCUCGGAUCCAACCAAAUCCCCCACAAAUCACCUUCCUGCUGCCGGUGACAAAUCCCCGGGAUCCUCCCGGGCCGGCUGAGCCGAGCUGGCGGUGCCCGGCCCCAAUUCCCAGCGGCAAUUCCCGAAUUCCCAGGCGGCAGAGCGAUUUUGGGCAGGUUUCCCCUGGCCGCGGACCACCAGGGGUCGGCAGAAUUCCGCCUUGGGGUCAUUCCGGGAGAAUCCACCCAAAGCCCUCGCCCCGGGAUGGUGCCAGCAUGAGGAGGUGCUGCCAGGGCGUGGGGCUCCCAUGCCUGUUUAAGGGCGUGGGCAUGGCCGGCGCGCGGCCGCCGCGGUUCCUGCUGGUGUUCGACUUCGACGAGACCAUCGUGGACGAGAACAGCGACGACUCGGUGGUGCGGGGCCGGGCGCUGCCCGAGCCGCUGCGGCAGAGCCCGCGCGACGGCUCCUACAACGAGCACAUGCGGCGCGUGCUGGCCUUCCUGGGCGAGCAGGGCGUGCGCCCCGCCGAGCUCCGCGCCGUCUACGAGAACAUCCCGCUGACCCCCGGCAUGGCCGAGCUCUUCCAGCUCCUCUCCAAGCACCAGGAGCUCUUCGAGCUGGUGCUCAUCUCCGACGCCAACACCUUCGGCAUCGAGGCCAAGCUGCGCGCGGCCGGCGCGCGCUCGCUCUUCCGCAAGGUCUUCAGCAACCCGGCCGGCUUCGACCGGCGCGGCGUGCUCACGCUGGGGCCCUACCACAGCCACAAGUGCCUGCAGUGCCCGCCCAACAUGUGCAAGAGGAAGAUCCUGGCCGAGUACCUGGCGGAGCGGGCGCGCGAGGACGUGGAGUUCCAGCGCGUCUUCUACGUCGGGGACGGCGCCAACGACUUCUGCCCGGCCGGGACUCUGACGGCGGCGGACGUGGCUUUCCCCAGGAAGGGCUACCCCAUGCACAGGCUGAUCCAGGAGAGCCAGGAGAAGCAGCCCGGCGCGUUCCAGGCCGCCGUGGUGCCCUGGGAGUCGGCGGCGGAGGUGGCGCGGUACCUGCAGGAGCUGCUCCGCAGGAAAUGCUGAGGGGCGCGGCGGCUCCGGGCUCGGCGCCGCUCCCGGGAUCUUCUCCUGCCUUUCCCAGCUCCGUUCCUGGCCAGCGAAGCGCUUUCUGCAGGCCCCUGGCCCUGCCGGCCACGCCGCCGCGGCACAGCCGGCCCCCGCGCCCUUCGCCGACCUGACGGGGAUUUCUGGCGGAGUUUUGCUUCCUUUCCCUUUUGGCCUCGAAAGAGAAUUCCUAAAAAUCCAGCAGCCGGCUCCCCGCGGGCUGGGCACGUCCCUGCUCCUGCCAUCCUCCCGCUGGCCUGCCUGGCCCUGGGCUCCUGAUCCCGCUGGGAAUUCCGGCUGGGAAAUCCCUGCUCCCUGGGCUCCUGAUCCCGCUGGGAAUCCUGGAUAGGAAAUCCCUGCUCCCUGGGCUCCUGAUCCCGCUGGGAAUCCUGGAUAGGAAAUCCCUGCUCCCUGGGCUCCUGAUCCCGCUGGGAAUCCUGGAUAGGAAAUCCCUGCUCCCUGGGCUCCUGAUCCCGCUGGGAAUUCCAGCUGGGAAUCCCCGCUCCCUGGCCCCCCACACUCCUCCAAGCCUUGCUCCGGGGUUCGCUGUCCCUGGGUUCCUUCUCGGGCUGAACCGUGCCGGGAGCACCGGGCGGGCUCCGGGAAGGGGGCAGAGCCCCUGCAGCCCCAUCCCGCCCGGGCACGGGAGCCACAGGGGAGCGGGGCCCGGCCUCGCCCCUGCCAGCCCCGCUCCCCUCCCGCGGUGUCCCCGCGGUGUCCCCGAGUCCCCUCCCUGCCCCGAGCCGUCCCCUGGGUCGCGCAGGGCCCCUCCCGCCCCAGGCAGGGUCAAUUCCCCCUGUCCCGGGCACCUGCGAGGUGCCACCACCCCCCGGGGGACACUCCCCCAGAGGUGCCACCACCCCCCGGGGGACACUUCCCCAGUGGCCAACCCCCCCUCCCCGCCCGUGUCCCCCUCCCCACCGCAGUAUUAAUUAAUUACCCCUUCUAAUUGCACUCUGCAGGGGCAGCUCCAGCAGCCGCUGCUCCCUGGGGUUGGCUCCUCCUGGAUUUAUCCCGGGUUUAUCCCGGGUUUAUCCACAGCCUUACCGGCCCCCGGGGGCGGCCCCGGCUGCCCCGAACCCUCGGAACCCCAAACCCCGAUAGGAAAUAACCAAAGCAGCCCCGAGCUGUUCCCCGUCCGCGCCGCGCCCUCCCCGGGACCGCGCGGGACCCAAAGCCAUGGAUUAAAGACACGAACCCGAGCGACAGAA
Molecule: messenger RNA, 2600 nt
Organism: Motacilla alba alba
Lineage: Eukaryota; Metazoa; Chordata; Aves; Passeriformes; Motacillidae
Gene: PHOSPHO1
Product: phosphoethanolamine/phosphocholine phosphatase 1
Exons: 3
Coding region: 571-1368 (265 amino acids)
Biological process (GO): bone mineralization involved in bone maturation
Molecular function (GO): phosphatase activity
Source: RefSeq, a predicted model, not a curated record